CAUGACUUUGGUUUGCUUUGGAUGUACCUAUACGUUAGCAACACUACUAAAAAAACCCCUCCGUAAAAGUUCUCCACAUAAUUUAAAACGUUCUAAAGUUUUUAGAAGAAAUUACGAACGAGUUUGUUUGCAUUAUUACUUAUUAUAUACCUUGAGAUAUACUUAUUUACUGUUUAAAGUGAAAACGGCCAACUUAGUUACCUUGUAUCAACGUUUAAACAAUUGGUAAGUACCUAAAUGCUCAUAAAUAAAUAUUUCGGCAUUGUUUUGCUAUAGUAUUUGUUUAAGCUGUAUUUGUGAACUUUCAUACUACUUUGGUUGGUCCAUGUACUACCUAUAGAACUAUACCAUUACUUGUAUUUUGUAUGUCUAGGCCUAAUUAAUCAAUGUUUAUCAAUUUCAGUUGCAAUGCCAAGUCGUCCUAGCUACGCCCAAUUAGAAGGUUUAGUGGAGUUUUUAGAACAAAAUCCAGGCGUAGCUAAGGGCUUAGUUCGGACAACCCAAGGCCAAAUAGAAACGAAGAGAAAGUGGGAAAAUUUAGCGACUUCUUUAAAUUCGUUAGGAGGUGCCAAUAAAAACGGCAGGGCUUGGGCGAAGUAUUGGGCUGAGAAGAAGUGCGCUCUACGGAAACAUUGUGCAGGACUCUCAGCCUCAAUGAGACGCACUGGUGGCGGAGCAUCAGACAACUUACCAGCGCUCUCCGCUUUAGAUACUAGAUUGGUGGCAGUAAUGGGUGGGCGAGAAUUUGCAACAGGCGAUACAAGUUUGGCAGUCAACCCAUUUCCUCAAUCGACUAGUCACAGUAGUCAUACAGAGCUACCUAUAAUGAUAGAGAUUGUAGAAACAGGAGAACAAGUAAUGCAAGCUAAUUCUCCUAUUCUUGGCAUGUCACACAUUGAUGCAAUACCAGCUUCAUCCACAAUACCUGCAUCGCCUACCCCACUUGAGAAUUCUAUACCUACUAUACCACCAGCACCACGAACUCGCCGGCGGCGCCGAUCGUCGAUUUCGAGGCCGAUGGAUUCACAAAUGGAGCAGUUCUCAAGUAUCGAAGCACGCAGGGUUGAAGCAGAGCUAAUUACAGCACAAGCAUUGGCUAAAUUGUCAGAAAAUAUUGGCAAUAUAGCUAAUGCUCUGACAUCUAUUGCUAAUGCAAUUUCAGAUGUAGCUAGUAAAAUGCCAAAUCCUUAGCAGUUCUAUUUGAUAUAUUGAUUUAAUGUAGGUCUAAUAAUUAUGAUUUCCUUGUUACAUUGUUGAUUUGUGAU
Messenger RNA from Spodoptera litura, 1265 nucleotides. RefSeq lists its product as uncharacterized. Lineage: Eukaryota; Metazoa; Arthropoda; Insecta; Lepidoptera; Noctuidae. The record is from RefSeq and is a predicted model, not a curated record.